This is a messenger RNA of Caenorhabditis briggsae, 525 nucleotides long. RefSeq names its product Protein CBR-ENSA-1 (gene Cbr-ensa-1). The record is from RefSeq and is a predicted model, not a curated record. Gene Ontology annotation, molecular function: protein phosphatase inhibitor activity. The transcript has 4 exons. Lineage: Eukaryota; Metazoa; Nematoda; Chromadorea; Rhabditida; Rhabditidae. Gene Ontology annotation, cellular component: cytoplasm. Bases 1 to 525 code for a protein of 174 amino acids.
AUGCGCGGAGAAGCAGGAGAGUUAGCCGUAAGCAGUGGAGAGAUCGCCACCGGAGCAUUGUCGCCUGAAAAACAGCAAGAACAAGAACUGAUGGGCAAAUUGGCCGCAACUGGAAAGCUUCCUGCUCGACCGGCCAGCUCUUUCUUGCAGAAAAAAUUACAACAGAGGAAGUUCUUCGAUUCUGGUGAUUACGCAAUGGACAAGUCGAAGGCUGGAACCGGAUUAGGAUCGAAGCCUCAUCCACUUGCAGGCGGCCCACAACCGCCAGCUCCACCUCCUGCUGCGAUUCAAAAGAGUCCGGCUCCUGCUACGUCACCAUCUCCAUCGGCUUCUCCGAUUUCGCAGCAGACCAAUCGUCCAAGUUCUGAGCGAAACAGUGAUGAUGACAAUUUGCAGAUCCCUCGUCCGGACACAGUUCCUCAGCGAAAAGCGUCGAUUAUCAACCCAAGUGUGCAUUGCAAGCUGAGUCCAGCGCCGCAUGUACAGCAUCACGAUGCUGCUUCACCAUCUGCCACAAACGAAUAA